GGUGAGCAUCCCUUUUUUGAGACGCGUGUUCUCAGUUCGAACCGUGCGUCCAUUCAGAUAAAGCAGGUGCAGUAGAUUUGUAAAAGUAAUAUAUUUAAUAAAGAGAAAUAGGGCAACUGAAUAAAAACGUGGACGGAGGUGGUAGUGAAUUAUUCAUACGGAAUUCUUUUGAGGACUCGUGCCAUAGGAGAAUAGUAUACUGCAGCAUCAUGUCUUCCAGGUUAUCACCGUUCACUGUCACUGACGGCCCGUGCAGCUUGCGCUCUCAGUUUUUUCUGUCUGGUCCCGUUACGAGGUGUGUCUCGACAGGUGCUGUCUGUGCCGCAAAAGCGGAAAGCGACGUCAGAGCGAGCAGCUGCAGAGUGCUGUCCGCAGCCGCUGUGGGGCGUGAGAAGCUCACACAUCCGGGAAAGGCGAUUCUGGCAGGUGGGAUCGCUGGUGGCAUAGAGAUCUGCAUUACUUUUCCAACAGAGUAUGUAAAAACACAACUGCAGCUUGAUGAAAAGGCAAAUCCUCCGCGUUUUAAAGGCAUUGGCGACUGUGUGAAGCUAACUGUACAAGACCAUGGCUUCAAAGGCCUGUAUCGGGGACUCAGCUCUCUGCUCUAUGGAUCUAUUCCUAAAUCAGCUGUCAGGUUUGGAAUGUUUGAGUUCCUUAGUAACCAGGCAAAAGAUAGCACAGGGAGACUGGAUAACACACGUAGUCUGCUGUGCGGACUGGGUGCAGGGGUGGCAGAGGCUAUAUUAGUUGUCUGUCCUAUGGAGACCAUCAAGGUGAAGUUUAUUCAUGAUCAGAACUCCACAAUUCCCCGAUACAGAGGUUUCUAUCAUGGAGUGCGAGAAAUCAUUCAGGAUCAAGGGUUAAGGGGGACAUACCAGGGUCUAACUGCAACUGUUCUGAAGCAGGGGUCCAACCAAGCUAUUCGUUUUUUUGUUAUGACUUCCCUCCGCAACUGGUAUAAAGGUGAGGAUCCCCACCGAGAGAUGAACCCUCUUGUAACUGGUGUUUUUGGGGCAACUGCAGGAGCUGCAAGUGUCUUUGGUAACACCCCCCUUGAUGUUAUAAAAACUAGAAUGCAGGGACUGGAGGCUUAUCGAUAUAAAAACACCCUGGACUGUGCAUAUCAGAUUCUGCGCAAUGAAGGGCCACUCGCGUUUUACAAAGGAACAGUCCCCCGUUUGGGCAGAGUGUGCCUAGAUGUGGCAAUUGUGUUUGUUAUCUAUGAGGAGGUGGUGAAGUUUCUCAACAGAUUUUGGAAAACCUACUAAUGGGUGUGUGACCAAAUAAUUAAACAAAGAAGACCUUAAUGAAGAAAAUUACGUCCACCCUGCCUUGCACUGCUUUCAACAAUUCAUGAGCUCAUAAAACCAUUUUAUUUUCCAUGUUACAUCAGUCAUACACGGAAUUAUGCUGUACAUUCAAGAUGUUUUAUA
Molecule: messenger RNA, 1433 nt
Organism: Polypterus senegalus (gray bichir)
Lineage: Eukaryota; Metazoa; Chordata; Cladistia; Polypteriformes; Polypteridae
Product: tricarboxylate transport protein, mitochondrial-like
Exons: 9
Coding region: 210-1268 (352 amino acids)
Biological process (GO): mitochondrial citrate transmembrane transport
Source: RefSeq, a predicted model, not a curated record